Molecule: messenger RNA, 5122 nt
Organism: Blepharisma stoltei
Lineage: Eukaryota; Ciliophora; Heterotrichea; Heterotrichida; Blepharismidae
Source: the annotation of a GenBank genome assembly
AUGAUGGUGCUUUUCUCUAUCUUUAUUUUUCUAAUAUAUCGGAUAAAUUCAGAAGCUAUAUUCGAUGUAUCAGGAAUUUCCCCCUACAAAAUCUCUAUCAAGAUCCCUGCAGAUGCAAGUGAAGUUCGUGGUAGACAAAUUGCCAUGAGUGCGAUUGAUCAGCAACUAACACGAAAUGAUAACCAGAUUUUAUCUUUUUAUAUAGCCUAGGCGAAACAAUAGAUCUCUAUGAGCUUGAUAUUCAGGCUUGUUUUAUCAUAUCUUCUAACUCCCCCCCCCCUCCCGUGAGCGAACAAAACCAUUAGAAAAAUCGCCAUUUUUUGACCAAAAACCCACCCUCCGUGAGUGAACAAAAAUUUUUUUUAAUAGAAAAAAUUUUAAUGGAAAAAAAAUUUUGAUAUAUAAGUGAUAAUUAGUAUAAUGAAAUCUAGAGCUAAUUCUGUUUAAUUUUAAACAAAUUGCGUUUUAAAACAUAAAUUUUGCAAAUUAAAUUAAUAUUUGCUUCCCAAUUUUUGCAAAUUAGGAUUUUUUUAAAAUUUCGAAAAAAAUAUUUUUUUAUAAAAUUUAUAUAUAAAUUGUUUUUAAAAAAAAAAAUUAACCCCCCCCUCCGUGAGCGAACAAAAUUUUUUUGUUCGCUCACGGAGGGGGGGGGGGGAGUAAGUAUCUUAAAUCUUUGAUGAUCUUUUAAAAACUGAUAAGGCAAUGCCUUUUAGCAAAUUAAAAGAGAAAGCCGAUAAUUGUUUAUUGCAAUGAAAAGGGUAUAGUGAAACCAGCUUCUUAGACUUCAGCCCUAAAAUCUUAGAUUUCGGGUCUACCCAGCUUUACUCGAUGAAAGUGCUUUCUGUAGAAGUGAUCAACAACUCAAAAACUGAGCAAGUUGAGCUUCUGCAUCAAUUUGUCAUGGAGCCAACCCACUUCCAGAUCUCUUCAUUCCCCAAGAAGCCUUUACUUCCUGGGUGCUCAAUGACAAUCCAGAUCAUCUACCUGCCCAUCACACUAGGAACUCACAACACUCUAAUGAUUUUUAAUACUAAUUUCAGGCCAGUUAUAUAUCCUGUCCAAGGCAACUCACUGCAAAAUGAGUAUUUUGCUAACGAGAUCGCUAUUGAAUCGUCAGAAGAGUAUGCUGAAAAUGAUUUUUAUAUUUAUAACCCUCACAAUUAUCCAAUUAGAGUGGAAAGUGUUAUGAGUGAGGACUCUAGCAUCGUUCUUGAGCAAAAAUAUGACUUAUAUGGAAGUCUUGGGCUGAUUUUCCCGAAAGAAUGGAUUUUAUUGGCGACUAUAAUUAGUCUCUAUAAGCAAGAAGGAAUUUAUGAAAGUUUUUUGCUGAUCAGCUUAAGCAAUAAGCAACUAAAGGUUCCGAUAAAUGUGCAUUUUUUUAAGAGAGGGUUAAAUUUCCCACCUAGGAUUUUAUCUUUUGGAAUUUUGACUGAAAAGGAUCUUCCUUACAGGAUUCCUUUAAUUGGAUCGAAUUCAGGUGAUUCUGUAGUAGAAAUUCUUGAUAUUUUGACUCCUCCAAAGGUUGAUUUUUUAUCUGCGAAGGUGAAUAAUAAGAUAAUUGCUCCAAAUACCUAUGGUGUGAAUAUUGGAUCUUUUACUUUUACUCCUAGAGAAGAAGGUGUUUCGAUGGGGAAAAUUAAAGUGAAAACUAAUUCGACUUCUACAGAUUAUAUACUUGAAUAUAUGGCUAUUGUUUAUUAUGAUCUUAUUUCUUAUAAUCCCCUUGAUAUGAUAUUUCAGUCUGGUGUAAAUUUAGAAAGGGUGAUUAGUUUGGAAAAUACAUUGAAUAAGCCAAUUCUGCUGCAAAGAGUAGUACCUCCAGAUGAAGUAAUAAUUACUGAAUUUAAAGAAAUUUGACUUAAGCCUCAACAUAAUUAAAAUAUGGCGUCUUCGUCUGGGUGUGGCCUCCCGGCCACACAUACUCGACUCAUAUUUUAAAUUAUAUCCAGCAAAGUUUUGCCAUUCCAGACAUGAGCAGCAAUGCCACGGUAAGCAAUUCUGCAGUGCAGAGCCUGGCCCAUGCUCGAUGACCAGAAUGGUUUUUAUCCUCGGGAGGAAAGGGAGUCCGGGUUUGGAAAGGGUAAGCCCAGCAAAGUCUACAGGCAACGCCUAGACCAUUCGGGCAAUUACCUAGCGCGAAACUGGACGUUACGUCCCAGGACUUGGAAUUUCCCUUUAUGCCGAAAGGUGACUAGAAAUUCCAUUUUUUGGAAUUUCGGAAAGCCAACUCUCGUACCCAAGCAGCAGCCGCAGAAGCCCAUAGCCCGCCCACUCAACACUAAGCCACGGGAAACACGUGGGAAGGAGGAGGCGUAUGUCCUGGUGACUGGUUUAUAUGGCCAGUAUGGACUAUGCCACAAAGCAGGUGAACCCUAAUAUUGGGGUCCUUGGUGACUGCGUUAACACUACGGCAGACGCCUGUAAAUUUAAGUUAAGUAAGUUAAGACUUAAGCCUCAACAAUUAAUGAAUGUUAUUAAAAUAAGUGCGGAUUUUAAAAAGCCACAGACAAGCUAUAUGAGACUGGUUACAAAUAUAGGCACGAUUCCUAUCAAAAUUAUUGUUGACGAUGGCAAGCUGAAUUUCUUAUAUAUUGAAAAUUUAUAUGAAAAUAUUCUUGAGGGACCUUUGGAAUUUGGCCCAGCUUUAAUAGGCCAAACCAGGUCGCAAAAAUUUGGACUGAAAAAUCCUAAUCAUUUUGAUAUUGCAGUUAAAUCAAUCCAAAAUCUUCAUUAUUGCAAUUUAAAAUUAUCACAUAUUCUAACCUUUAGCGGCCAAAUUCUGAAUCACAAUAUCAUAUUCCCAGAAUACUCCCAAUCGACCUAUCUAUUUACUCUAAAAUCUGGCUCAACUGCCUAUUUUGAACUGACUGUUUCUAUUCUCCCAACAGUCCAUGGGCCUCUCGAGUUUACAACCUCAACUGGAAAAAUUAACUUACCGAUAUCUUAUACCCCAGUUUCAGGCUCUGCCGCACUCCUACCUAUUCAUUUCUCUGAAAUUUUCCCAGGCAUUUUAGCGCAAAAGAAAAUAACAAUUUCUAAUUUAUUUCCAAUAGAUUUGAAAAUUUUUUCAGUAGAGACUGACUUAUCAUUUAUGGAAGCCGAAAUCAAUAAAAGAUCAAUCCCCAGCGGAAAAGAAUUGAGCAUUGGUAAGUUAAAAUUCACCCCACCAUUUAACAAAGAUGAAAGCAUAGUUCACGAUUUUACUAAAUGGCCGACUUAUGGGUAUGCUAGAAUAUGAAAUGAGAAAAGAAAAGCCUGGAAAGAUGGAGAAAUGCUUGGGACAAUUAAGGUCAAGUGCGAUAUCAUUGGAGAAAUAGUCGCUGCUAUCCAUGUAACUUUUGGGAAGCCAAGCCUGCCAAUAUCAGGAGUGACCAAAAAAUACACAGCAGAGCUCAAUACAAAGCUUCCGAUAUAUAUCAAGGCCCAGAACCCUACAGAUUUUCCUCUGCAAGUGCAGCUUCUAAUAGCCCCUGAUUCCAAGAUGGGCGAGCUGAAGAAAUAUGAGUGCGCGAAGCACCAGAAAAGCAUUGAGAUGCUUGACGAUGAAUUCGAAAACAUUGAUUUGCAAAAAUUAGAAAGCAAGCAUUAUAAAGAAUGCGCCCUAAACUAUCAAGAAGAAAUUCCAUCAAUUAAAGAAGCCAACGAAGUUAGGCCUUUGCCUAUCCCUAAACGAGUAAAGGACUGAAGCUUGUUUGGAAAGUUAAAAUAUUUGUUAGGUUUCCACUCAAAAAGCUCAGAAUAUCUCAAGCCUAAGUCUUUAUCUUCAGUCCCAUGAUACCCUUGCGGAGAAGACAGCUGUUGGUGUGGCGUAAACAAAGAGGAAGAAUAUAGGCAGAAAUAUUCCUUUUUCACAGCAAGCAAAGCAGUUACGAUGAUUUCUCCUCACAGUUCCAAAAUUCUGGGUCCUGUUUACUUCCAGCCUUCCACUUUAGGCAGCUAUAAUACAUCACUGCUGCUGAGAAACAACUAUACUUUAUUUGAGGAAGUUGAAAUUUAUGCUGAAGCAAUCGGUCCAAAGCUUGCAUUUACUAAAAAAAACUCUGAAAAGAAAUUUCUGAAUGGUAAAAAUGGAGUCAAAAAAGAGUUGUCUCUAUUGGCCAUUGAUAUAAGUUUAGAUGAAAUUUAUAAUACGAAGACCAAUUAUAACCCUCAAGAAGAGUUAUAUUUUAUAAGGACUUUUGAGCUGAGAAAUUAUGGGAACUAUCCUGUGGAAAUUUCUGAAAUACUCUUGGCAGGCCAAGCUUGCAAAUCAAGCGGGAUUGAAAUUAGAAAUUGUGAAGGGAAUUUUAUUUUAGACGCAAAUGAAUUCAUUGAUAUAGAAAUUGGCUAUACCCCUUCUUUUAAUGAAAUUUCUACGCUAUUGCCUUUGUGGAUCGUGACAGCAAACGAUAUAUUUACGAUUCCAAUUGAAGCAAAAAUUCCAGAAGGGUUAGAAUAUAACUUUAUUUUGUCGUUAAAAGUAAGACAUUUAGCGAAGGAAUGCCUCUUUUUCCUACUUGCGCUAUUUGGCGGGCUCUGCUUUUUAAUCCUCAGAGUAACUGUUGACUAUAAAAAAGCAAGAUUAUGCUGGAAUUUAAGAUCCAGUAAAGACAGUCUUCCUGCUGCCUUAAGGCGCUUCGAAAUAUUCCAAAGAUACAAUUCGCCGCAAUUUGUUUCUACUAAGGUCGAGCUAGUGGAGACUAAAGAAGAAAACUCGCCUCCUCCUCAGCCUCCAGUUCUAAGCGCUGAAGAAGAAGUUGCUGAGAAAGUUGAGCAGCCAAUUAAAAGGAAAAAAAUCAGAGCGAAAAAAUUCCCUUCAACAAUCAUCCAAAACUUUGAUGAUUUGUCAUCACAAGCAAAAAUCAGCAAAGCUCAAGUUUCUUUGCCGCAAAUUAUAGCGACGAGCCAUCUCCUCAAUAAAAAGACCAAGCGGCACAAGUCUGUGGAGCCUGAAGAGCACGAAGAGCCAGCGCCUACGCCAAAAGAUAGUAAAACAAACCAAAGUGCUGAUGAAGAGGAUUUCUUUAUUGAUUCAUAUAAAAUGAACAAUGAGCUUUUUUCUGGCAGUGGAGGAUGGGGAGAUUUAAUUGAUUUUCAAAGUGAUUGCGAGCAUGACACUGAGCCAGAAAGCGUUAAUCCUUAA